This is a messenger RNA of Helicoverpa armigera (cotton bollworm), 1782 nucleotides long. It is a transcript of the gene Neos, whose product is annotated as nuclear receptor coactivator 5. Gene Ontology annotation, molecular function: RNA binding. The record is from RefSeq and is a predicted model, not a curated record. Lineage: Eukaryota; Metazoa; Arthropoda; Insecta; Lepidoptera; Noctuidae. The coding region runs from base 154 to 1488 and encodes 444 amino acids. The transcript is spliced from 8 exons.
UGUUGUUUCUCGUCUUAAUUUUUUUAAUUUCAAUUUCAAUGUAAUUAACAGUAUCUAAAUGAUAAAUUAAAGUCCAUCUUAUAUGUGUCAAAGUUUAACUGCCGAGUAUUGAGUAGAGUAUUACGGCUGUAAAUAUAUAUUGAAAACCUAAACAUGGCAGAUAAAUUAACUUUAGACAGACAUGCUAUGAAAGACCGGGCGACAUCUCAUCUCCGUAUAUACGUUGGAGGCUUACAGGACAGCGCAACUAUCGAUGAAUUGUACGAACACUUUAUACAAUUUGGCCAAAUCAAUGGUAUUGUGAUAAACAGAAACUUUGGCUUCGUACAGUUUGAAGAGGAAUCAAGUGCCCAAGAGGCUAUCAGUAAAGCCAAUGGCAGUAUCUUCCAGGGGAAAAGUCUUAAUGUUAAGACUGCUCAGACAAACCUUACUGUUGAGAAAAGUAGGCAUAAUGACCAAGUGGCUAUACAACAAGAAGUACCACCAUCAGUUGCCCUCAAUGACAAGCUACCUUUGAAUGCUGAUGAUGGUAAUGAGGAACUUUAUGAUAAUUUUGGAAAUUAUAUUGGUGACCAAAAUUACAGAGAGGAGGAGUAUGAGGAAGGGUAUCAAGGCAAGCCCGGGUGGGAGGGUCGCGGCGGUGCGCGAGGCCGCGCGGCGCCGCGUGGAGCUCGUGGGCGCGGAGCCCCAGUGCGCGGCCGCGGCGCGCCGGGCUUCCGCGACAGAUCUCCUGUUGUAGGGGGCAGAGGCGGCGACUGGAAGGAACGAGGUGGUUACGAUCGGUAUCAACAACAGAUGUCGGAUUACCCCAGAGCCCUUCCCGUCACAGAGAGGAACGACUGUGAAAUUAUUGUCGUCUCCAAAACAUUAACAGAGUAUGCGGAAUAUAUAGAAGGUCGUCUCAAAAGACUAGGCAUUGUAGUAGACCUUUUAUUUCCAAUGGAAGAUGUCCCGAUUGGCAAAGUGCUUGGUAACAUAGCAUCGCGCGGCUGUCUCUAUGCCGUUCUAGUCAUGCCACAGAAUCAGGAAAAUAGAUCUUUAACCUUGACUAUACUUCACGGAUUACCUCAAGAGCAUCGUAACAUGCCAUUGGAGGAUGCCCUUCAGCUGCUAUCACGCAACUUCCAAGAGGUACAGAGAGGCGGGCCCUCCGGCCGCGAGGCGGUGUACGCGCUGCUCGGACAACUCGCUGACGGACGCACUCUCACCGUCAUGCAGUACGAUAAAGUCAUUGAGUAUCUACAGGAACGCAGAGAGCAGCAAGUGAAAAUAGAGCUUGGGGAGCCUCUUACUUCAGCUCCGACUAACAAAACACAAGUAGAUCUCCAGCAGAGGAUUCUAAGCAUACUGAAUGACAAGAAAGUCAUAACCCCGACGGAGCCAUCGCCCCCGGCCGCGCCCGCCACGCCCGCGCCCACACAAAACAAACUUCUCAACGACCCCACAGUCAGAAAAGCAUUAGAUUCAAUAUUACAGAAAUUUACUUAGUCUGAUAAGUGUAAGAUACUAUGAUAAUAUAAGUGUAAUUUUGAAAAGGAAAAGCCCAAAUUAUAUUUGUGGAUAUAAUUCUGAAUUUUAUUCAAUAGAAUAUUCAUAGGUAUUUGAAAACAAGUAAAAACUGAAUUACUGUUUUAAUUAUGAAGAAAAUGUUUACUAUUGAAAAAUUUAUGGAUUUAUCUCUUAGAACUAAAAUUAAGCAAAGGCGGCUUUUUCUUCUCAGUAGAUGCAAGAUUGCAGGUUGCACUUUUGUAGCAUUUACUGCCAAUAAAACACAUGCCCUAA